Thrips palmi is the source of this 926-nucleotide messenger RNA. RefSeq names its product glutathione S-transferase 1-like. NCBI's taxonomy places the organism in Eukaryota, Metazoa, Arthropoda, Insecta, Thysanoptera, Thripidae. Gene Ontology annotation, molecular function: glutathione transferase activity. The coding region runs from base 134 to 790 and encodes 218 amino acids. Gene Ontology annotation, biological process: glutathione metabolic process. The transcript is spliced from 6 exons. The record is from RefSeq and is a predicted model, not a curated record.
UAUAAGCGAUAAGGUGAGUUGACCAUCACGAAAAGGGAUCAUGCUUGUCUGAUUUUGCUCAGUCGCCCGCAGCUCGUUAAUCACCUCAGAACUAUUGCGCAUAUUGUUUUUUGCCGUGUUUCAAGCCCUCGCCAUGGUUCUCACCCUGUACGGCACUGGGCCGAGCCCCCCAGCCCGCGCGGUUCGUUUGGCGUGCAAGGCCAUGGGCAUCGAGUACGACUUUGUGGUCGUCGACGUGCUGGGCGGAGACCUCAAAAAGCCUGAGUAUUUGAAGAUAAAUCCACACCACACCGUUCCGUUUAUUAAGGAUGGAGAUUUCGUUCUUUGGGACAGCCACGCCAUCGUCGCAUACCUCGGCGACAAGACGGGCAACGACAGCUGGUACCCGAAGGACAUCAAGCAGAGGGCCACCGUUCACCAGCGCCUUCACUUUGACAACGGGAUACUGUUCACGAGGUUCAAGGACGCCGUGGCACCUGUCUUCUACGGGAAUGCCGUGGAGAUACCCAAAAAGAAGGUGCAGGCCAUGCAGGAGGCAGUGGACUUGGUAGAGCCCAUCAUCCACGAGGGCGGCUGGCUGGCCGGCAGUCGCCCCACCAUCGCCGACUGCUGUUGUGCCACCAGCGUAUCCAUCAUCGCAACUGUAUUUCCGGAGAUAACCUUGCCGCCCAAGGUGGUAGCCUGGCUGAGGCGGUGUGAGGAGGAACUCCCAGGCUAUGACGAGAUCAACAACCCCACGUACAGCAAGAACAUUGCCGAUGCCCUGGCUGCAAGGAUGGGCAAGAAGUAGGCGACUACAGUGUUGUGUCCAUCUCCAGAUCACCCAAUCUACACUUUCAUUUUAAUGACGCAUGCCUUGAAUGUCUAAUAAGGAAAGUGAACGCAUAUUUAAAAAGAAAUAAAACAUUCAAUGCGUCAAAAAUGUA